AUGCAUACGUAGCCAGAUCAAGAACGUCUUAAUACCUAAGCAAACUAAGCAUAAGAACCUAUAUAGAACAAGGCUCCUUUUUUGGAUUUAGAGUCUUCAGGAGAUUCUUUGGAAGAUGGAAGAGUGACUAAUCUAUAUUAUCAACGGUAUUUGAUUAAUAAUAUGAACAUAUUAGAUUUAGAAUGAUGGACUUAAGUUUUUUUGUAUUUAAUUUUAUUGGGACAGGAUUGACUGUGAUUACUUUAGAAUUAAUUCAUUAUGAUGAAUAACCAGAAGCACGCUUGGUAAUUUUAUGGGUGAUUUUUAUAUCAAAUUUAAUAAUGAUGGGAUUAGCUUUAGUACGUAAUUAAGCAAAACUUAAAUGGAGAGAGAGUAAAGGAGAUGUAUUUAGUGGAUUUACAAAGGAGCAUGUAGAAUUAAUAAUGGAAAUUAUAAUAAUAGCUGCAUCUCCUUUACCUUUUUUGGAUGAUAUCAGUUUUUACUUUUCAAAUGAUUUUGUUGAUGGUGAUGUAAGGAUUAUUAUAAUAGACAGGUAUACUAUUAUGCAAAUGAACUUUUAUGUUUGACUUUAGCAUUUCGAGUAAUAUUUUUCAUUCGAACUACUUUAUUGAAUUCUUAUUGGCAUUCUAAUAGAACAGAUCGUGUAUGUAGUUUAUAUGCUAGUUAAGCUGAUUAUAUGUUUACUAUUAAAUCUUUAAUGAGGUAAAUUUAUAUAUAUUUAUAUUUAAAUAGAAACUAACCAUUCACUGUUAAUUAUAGUGCUAUGAUAUUACUUAUAUUUGUAUUUGGAUAUUGUUUAAGAAUUUGUGAAAGUCCUCUUAAUAGAAUUGAUAUUAGUAGCAAUGAUUUUAGUAGUUAUGCUAAUUCUAUGUGGUGUGUUAUUGUUACAAGCACUACUGUAAUUUAUAAACUAAAUUUUAGUUAGGAUAUGGUGAUUAUUAUACUAGAACAUUAUUAGGUAGAAUAGUAAUGAGUGUAGUAUGUAUUUUGGGUAAUUUUGUUGUUUCAUCAAUGAUUGUUAUUAUUACUAAUGAAUCAUAUUUAACCACUUUGGAGAAUAAAGUUGUUAUUUUAAUUGAUCGUUUGAGUCUAAAAAAAUAAAUGUAAUAAGAGGCAGCUAUGAUUAUUACCAUUUUUGGACGUAUGUAUUAUGCUAAAAGGUAUUAUAUAUAUAUUAUCAUUUAAUAUAGACAUCUUGAUCUUACUGAAGUAGAAUUCAUAGAUAUGAGUAAAAAAAUGAAAAAAUAUGCUAUAUAAUUAAAACUUACAACCCGUAAAUAUGUUGCAGCCAGAGCUUUAGGAAGUUAAUUAGAAGAAAUCAAUAGUGGAUUCAAUUCUCUUAAAGAAAAUCUAAAAUAAACAUCUUAAUUGCAGGAAGAAUUAAUUAAAGCUAAUGAAAAUCUUAUUUAUAAGAUAGAUAAUAAAUGA
Paramecium sonneborni is the source of this 1428-nucleotide messenger RNA. Lineage: Eukaryota; Ciliophora; Oligohymenophorea; Peniculida; Parameciidae. The record is from the annotation of a GenBank genome assembly.